Carassius carassius (crucian carp) is the source of this 5979-nucleotide messenger RNA. Its product is annotated as collagen alpha-5(IV) chain-like. NCBI's taxonomy places the organism in Eukaryota, Metazoa, Chordata, Actinopteri, Cypriniformes, Cyprinidae. The transcript is spliced from 49 exons. The record is from RefSeq and is a predicted model, not a curated record. The coding region runs from base 180 to 5213 and encodes 1677 amino acids. Gene Ontology annotation, molecular function: extracellular matrix structural constituent. Gene Ontology annotation, cellular component: collagen trimer.
UUACAUUAUUCCGAGCGCUGCCAGCACUGGACAGCCUAGAAACUUUGAAGAAUCCCUCUGUAACUUUUGAAAACCAGUGCUGGUUUUGCAGUUAGCUUAACGGAUGAAUAUGCUAUGUUCAAUAAGUGUUCAUAGUUGUAACUGUCAAUGUUAAGAAGGAAGAUUCUUUUAAAAUCAGCAUGAACUUAAAGAGUCUCGGCGCGGUGUUACUGCUGUUCCUCACUUUAAGUACAGAGGUGCGCAAAUCGGAGUCUGCGGCAUGUCACGGUUGUGAGACUGGACGAAAGUGUGACUGUAGUGGGGUAAAAGGACACAAGGGUGAGCGAGGGUUUCCAGGUUUAACGGGCCAGCCAGGUGUUCCAGGAUUCCCUGGACCAGAGGGGCCGAUUGGAUUUCGUGGAGAGAAGGGUGAUGAUGGACCUACAGGGCCAAGGGGGCCUAAAGGGAUAAGAGGACCUCCUGGAUUACCAGGUUUCCCAGGAACACCAGGAAUCCCAGGUAUCCCAGGACAGGAUGGCCCCGCAGGACCCAGAGGAGUUCCUGGCUGUAACGGAACCAAAGGUGAAAGAGGAUUCCCAGGAAGUCCAGGUUUUCCAGGUUUAGAGGGUCCAUCAGGUCCACCAGGUUCUGUAGGACAAAAGGGGGAGCCUGGGGAUGUCAUAGAAAUGAAUCGCAUUUCAGAAAGCGGAGUUCCUGGUUUUGAUGGUUUACAAGGCUCCAGGGGUGAACCUGGAGCCCAGGGUCCUCCAGGUCCUGUAGGUCCUUCUGGUCCCCGUGGGUAUGAGGGUCGUCAAGGCCCUCCUGGUCCACCAGGGCAAAAGGGAAACAUGGGUUUGAACUUCCAAGGGCCCAAAGGAGAGAAGGGUGACCGUGGAUUAAAAGGUCCUCCUGGGCCACCAGGGCAGGUUGGCGAAGUGUCAGGCUUACCUGAUACACUCAUUCAACAAGGAGAAAAGGGUGAUCGCGGCCCAUCUGGAGAUCCUGGUUAUCCAGGUCCCCCUGGCCCCCCUGGUCCAGAAGGAGGCCAGAAAGGUGAGAAAGGAGAACCUGGGGAGCUUGGAAAGAGAGGAAAACCUGGCAAAGAUGGUGAACAAGGCCUCCCUGGAUAUCCGGGUGAUAAAGGAGAACCAGGUCCUCCGGGUCUGUCGGGGCGAGAUGGUACAAGAGGUGAAAAAGGAGAUCGGGGACCUCCUGGACCGCCAUCAUACAGGAAUGGGCCAUUCCCAGGUGGAGUAGGACCAAAAGGAGACAGUGGUCAGCCAGGAUAUACUGGCCCUAAAGGAGAUAGAGGACUGUCAGGUAUUCAGGGGCCGCCUGGGCCACCGGGUGUUGCAGGAAUUGGAGGUCCAGGGCCUUCCGGUCCACCAGGUUUACCUGGAGAGAGAGGAGAAAAAGGUGAUGAGGGGCUUCCUGGAAACUCCCUCCCUGGACCACCUGGGAGAACAGGUCCACCAGGUCCCCAAGGAGUCUCAGGACCUCCGGGUCCCCCUGGAAUAGUCAACGAAAUAGAAUGUGUCCGUGGUCCACCUGGUCCUCCAGGCCUGCAGGGGGAGCAAGGAUUUCAAGGAGAAAGAGGACAGAAUGGUCAAAAAGGAGAGACAUGUGUCAAUUGUUUCAGUAAUGGAAACCCUGUCCCAGGACCCCAAGGGUUUCCAGGUCCUCCUGGAAAUCCAGGUGUACCUGGUUCGCCUGGAUCUAAAGGAGACAGAGGAUACCCGGGAGGGCCAGGGCUCAUGGGCCCACCUGGAUUACCAGGACCUCAGGGUCCCCUUGGAUAUCCUGGAGAGAAGGGCGACCCCGGCGAUAGCAUCUCUGUUCUGGGUGUGAAAGGAGAAAAGGGAGACACAGGAUUUCCGGGUCCAUCAGGUCUGCCGGGAUUCGAAGGAAGACCUGGUCGUGAUGGAGCUCCUGGUCCCCCAGGCCUCAGAGGACCACCUGGUUCGGCAUUGGUGAAAGGUGCACAAGGUCCACCAGGUGAACCUGGCUUGCCAGGAUCUUCAGGAGACAGGGGUCUGCCUGGUCCCCCAGGAUUUGGUCCUCCGGGACCUCCUGGAGAGAAAGGUAUCCAGGGUGUUUCAGGACGAGCGGGGGGCCCUGGAGCACCAGGUCAGAAAGGUGAACCUGGGUUAUCAGAGUCAGAUAAAGGUGAACGUGGACCCCCAGGACUUAAUGGAGAGCCAGGUCCACCUGGAAUUCAAGGUGAUCCAGGAAGACCAGGACAGCCUGGGUUCCCAGGCUUACCUGGAUCUAAAGGAGAUCCUGGUCUUCCUGGUAUUGGUUUGCCAGGACCCCCUGGUUCUAAAGGAUUUCCUGGUAUUGCUGGUUCACCUGGUGGCCCUGGUAUUCCUGGACGACCAGGUUUGGAUGGACUGCCUGGUCAGUCUGGAUUACCUGGACCCAAAGGAGAGCCUGGUUUUGGUCUGCCUGGCCCUCCAGGUCCUUCAGGAUUCCCAGGGAGUAAAGGUGUCCUCGGUACUAAAGGGGAUCCUGGCUUCCCUGGAAGCCCUGGUGCACCAGGUCGUUCGGGUCUUGACGGUGCCCCUGGACCUAAAGGUGAUCGUGGCUUUCCUGGUGGUCCUGGUCCUCGUGGCCCCCCGGGGAACCCUGCCUUUGGUCUUCAGGGCCCCCCUGGUCCUCCAGGAGCUCCUGGUUCUGUGGGGUCUUCUGGAUUCCCUGGUGUGAAUGGAGAGAAAGGAGACCGGGGCCCCCCAGGUUUGAGUAUUCCAGGGUUGCAAGGUGACAGAGGAAAUCCAGGAUUUUCUGGACCUCCUGGUCCAGCUGGUCCACCUGGGGGUCCAGGACUACCUGGUCAAGAUGGCCUAUCAGGACUGCCUGGGCCUAAGGGAGACAUGGGUGGGAUGGGUGCUCCAGGACCUGCAGGGACCCCUGGCAACCCUGGCAGACAAGGCUUUCCAGGACCAAAAGGAGAUGACGGUGUCCCAGGACGACCAGGAAACCCAGGUUUCCCAGGAACAAAGGGAGACCAAGGAGAACCAGGCAUUCCUGGCCCACCUGGCAUAGUGGCACCUAGAAGUGAAUAUAAAGGAGUAAAAGGAGAAUCCGGAGCUCUAGGUGUGAGCGGACCACCAGGACCAAAGGGUAUUCGUGGUAUCCCUGGUGAUCCUGGUGUCCCUGGGCAAGAUGGUAGGCCAGGUCUACCAGGAGCUCCAGGCUCCAAAGGUGAUCCUGGUAUCUCAGGAACUCCAGGGUCUCCAGGGGCCCCAGGAGUUAAGGGUAGCAUGGGGGAGAUGGGAUUACCAGGAACUUCUGGAGUGAAAGGAAACUCCGGCCAACCAGGCCGACCUGGCCAGCCUGGAAACCCAGGAGCACCAGGGUUCCUGGGACCCAAAGGUGAUCCUGGCUCGCCAGGAUUUGGAUUACCGGGAACUCCUGGGCCAAAGGGUGAACCAGGCCCUCCAGGAUUUCCUGGAACCCCUGGCCUGAAAGGCCAUCAUGGCCCUCCAGGAUCUUCAGGCUUUCCGGGUACCUCUGGACCAAAGGGUGAUCCAGGACUCCCAGGAUAUCAAGGUGCACCUGGCAUUCCUGGCCCUAAAGGUUUGGAUGGUGCUUCAGGCCCUGCUGGUCCUAGUGGAGCACCUGGUAGGCCAGGAGAUCCUGGGCGAAAUGGAUUACCUGGCCUCGCUGGUGAUAAAGGUCUUGCUGGUCGUGACGGUAUUCCUGGACCUCCAGGACAAAAGGGUGAACCAGGUGCUCCAGGCCUUGGUGGCCCAGGCCCACCCGGUUUCCCCGGUUCACCAGGGCCUAAAGGAGACCCUGGUUUUCCAGGACCUCCUGGUAAUUCUGGAUAUUCUGGUUCAAAGGGGGAGGCAGGAUUACCUGGGUUGCGUGGUCCAGUUGGUCCUUUAGGACCACCGGGGCCUCCAGGUCUGCCUCUGCAGGGACCUAAAGGUAUCCAAGGCCCACCUGGUUCCCCCGGAAGAGCUGGUCCUCCUGGCCCUGAGGGUCGUCGUGGACCUCCAGGUAGUGGAGGAGUAAAAGGUGAGAAGGGCAUGCCUGGAUUCCCUGGGACACCGGGUGCACCAGGACUGAAAGGAGAAUACGGUUCCCCUGGCUUUCCAGGUGCUUCAGGAAAUCCAGGACCUAGUGGCCCGAAAGGAGAUCCCGGAACUCCAGGUUUUCCUGGAUUCCCAGGAUCUAAAGGACAGCCUGGUCUUCCUGGAGCUAAUGGCAUCCCAGGAGAACGUGGUGACACUGGAACAGCAGGACCUCCUGGGGUCCCAGGUUAUGCUCCAGAGCCUAUUCUUUUGAAGGGGGAGCGUGGUCUACCUGGACCACCUGGUAACCCAGGCAGCAGAGGCCAGUCAGGCCCCUUGGGAUUACAGGGACUUCCAGGUUCACCUGGCAUCCCCGGAGACCCAGGUCCAAUGGGACCGCCAGGAUUUACCGGCACACCAGGAAAGAAGGGAAAUGCAGGACCAGCUGGACAACCAGGUCCACGUGGUUACCCCGGCCCUCCUGGUCCAGAAGGGAUUCAGGGUCCUCCGGGUACCUCAGGAUCAUCGUCUGCUGCGCACGGUUUUCUGAUCACACGCCACAGUCAAACCACAGACGUACCAAUGUGUCCUGGUGAUACAACACUCAUCUAUGAUGGCUACUCUCUACUCUAUGUGCAAGGCAAUGAGAGGGCGCACGGACAGGACCUUGGUACGGCUGGUAGUUGUCUGCGUCGUUUCAGCACAAUGCCUUUCAUGUUCUGCAACAUCAACAAUGUCUGCAACUUCGCUUCCCGCAAUGACUACUCCUAUUGGCUGUCCACACCACAAUCCAUGCCCAUGAACAUGGCACCUAUCACUGGAGAGAGGAUCAAACCUUUCAUCAGUCGGUGCUCUGUGUGUGAAGCUCCAGCCAUGGUGAUUGCUAUACACAGCCAGACCAUUCGGGUGCCAUCCUGCCCAGACUACUGGGACACACUCUGGAUCGGUUACUCCUUCAUGAUGCACACCAGUGCAGGUGCAGAGGGCUCGGGUCAGGCCCUUGCUUCUCCCGGCUCCUGUCUGGAGGAGUUCCGCUCGUCUCCAUUCAUCGAGUGCCACGGUCGAGGCACCUGCAAUUAUUACACCAACUCGUACAGCUUCUGGCUGGCCACUGUGGACGUGAAUGAAAUGUUCAGAAAGCCUCAGUCAGAGACACUGAAAGCCGGAAACUUGGAGACCCGCGUGAGCCGCUGUAUUGUGUGUAUGAAGAGGACGUAACGUAGUGACAGUUUUGCGGUCUGUUGGUGUUGCUGUUGCUGAGGAUCAGCUAUCACUUGCUACGACUGCGGCCAUCAUGCUGAUUACCAGUGAAGUUCCACUGGUGCAGUAUCUUCACAUUUAACUCUAUGGUGCUACUGUGCAACACAGCAAAAGAAACUGAACAAAAGAAAUGAAUUUAUUAGUCCAUUCCUUUUUUUUUUUUUUAAAGAAGUACCUCAAAAGAAACAUGCAGGUCCAGUAAGGCGCCAUGGCAGUUGUGGCACAAUGUGCAUUAGAUUUUUUUUCUCUAGAAAUUCUUUUCAUGUAAUAUUUUCCUAAAAGAAUUUUAAUGUUGGUACACAAAUGGUACAUUUUUUGGGGGGAGAAGUGCUCUCUGGCUUUUUUUUUUUUUUUCUAAGUGGAAUUGUCUCCAUGUUUCCAAAUGGGCACUUUGAACAUCAAAGAGACGAAAUGCACUGAGGCGUUACAUUAAUGGGACUGCUUUUUUAAGGCUAUCAUUUUCUCUUAUUUCUUCUUUAAUGGUGGUACUAACACUGCUGUAUCAGGACUUUUUUAGCAAUGUGUCAUUUAACUCUUUUUUUUUGUAAGUAAUAAAAUGUGUAUAUUGUGUAAAACACUUUUUUUAGCGUAAAACAAAACUGAUCUUUUUAAUGAAUUUCUGGGUUCUUUGUCAGUAUGCUCGUUCCACAUUCAUUUACACUAACAUUUGUACAAAGAACUUUCUUUAAAUGAAACGGUGUUUUAUAAAUAUAUAUAUAUAUAU